AUAAAUAAACAAAGCGCGCACAAGGGCGCAAUAUUUAAUUUUAUUGCGCAAAAUCAAAUAUAAUAUUGCACAUUAUUCUUGUCUUGGCGCAAAUAUAUCGUUAUAAUUUUGUGCAGUAUAACAUUGAUAUCCCAAGUAAUUGUUUUAGCGAACGUUUUUUAUAAACUUAAUUGAAAACUCUUUCAGAACCUUUCAGAAGUUGUAUUAGACAGCUACAAUGUUUGCGUUUCGUCGUAUUCCGUUCAAGCACAGUGUAACUUUCAAGCAACAAUGUCGAAAUGAGUCUAUAUUUCAUCGCGGUGUUCAAUAUUUUUUUAAGAAAAAUCUAUUGCUUACGAAUAGUCUAACCUCUGGAGGGUUUUUGGCCAUUGGCGAUUUGAUACAACAAGAAAUUGAAUUUCAAUCAAAAAUUUUACCUGAAAGAUAUGAUUGGCUCAGAGCAGCUCGUAUGUUUAUAGUGGGCACAUUAAUGGGUCCUAUGCACCAUUAUUAUUAUAUUUAUUUAGAUAAAAUAUUGCCCAAGGCAAACUUCAAAACUAUAUUCACAAAAAUACUAUGUGAUCAAGCAGUUGUAUCUCCACUUACUAUAGUGUGUUUUUUCUAUGGAAUGGGAAUACUUGAGAAUAAAUCUUUAGAGGACAGCAAGGAUGAACUUGUAAAGAAAUUUAAAUAUGUGUACUUGGGUGACUGCUUGUAUUGGCCACCAGUACAAUUCUUAAACUUUUACUACUUACCCACGCAUUACAGAGUCUUAUACAUUAAUUUAGCAACAAUGAUAUUUAAUAUAUUCCUAUCAUUUAUGAAACAUUUUGAUCAACAUUAAACAUCUGUGACCUUUUAACUUAUUACAAUGAUAUAAAACUA
This is a messenger RNA of Manduca sexta (tobacco hornworm), 864 nucleotides long. Its product is annotated as mpv17-like protein 2. Lineage: Eukaryota; Metazoa; Arthropoda; Insecta; Lepidoptera; Sphingidae. The coding region runs from base 218 to 823 and encodes 201 amino acids. Gene Ontology annotation, cellular component: cytoplasm; membrane. Gene Ontology annotation, biological process: mitochondrial ribosome assembly. The transcript has 3 exons. The record is from RefSeq and is a predicted model, not a curated record.